Schistosoma haematobium is the source of this 3841-nucleotide messenger RNA. RefSeq lists its product as uncharacterized. The transcript is spliced from 8 exons. Bases 2839 to 3498 code for a protein of 219 amino acids. The record is from RefSeq and is a predicted model, not a curated record. NCBI's taxonomy places the organism in Eukaryota, Metazoa, Platyhelminthes, Trematoda, Strigeidida, Schistosomatidae.
GCUUACUUGAUUAUAUUGUCUCAUUCAGUAUGUACUCACUUAUCUGCUCACGCCUGUUGUCCCAUCGUGAACGAGCAUAUGUCGUUCACCAGCAUUCUCCAUCCAACUCUGUAGUAGACAAUACUUACCCCAGUGAUUGCCUUGUCUUCUUUAUCUUUGACUUGUCUCUCUAGUUUACUAUAUUCUCCCGCUAGUUUAUUCGUUGUGUCAUAUAGUUGUUUCACGUUUCCUUCUGUUGCAGCUUUUUCCCAUGUCGUUGCUAGUUCUUCCACGUAUUUCUGCUUUUCGGUUCUAAUGCUCUUCUUCACUUGCUUGUUUGCUUCUGUGUAUUCAGCUUGUGCCUUGGCUUUCUCCAUUCUUGUUCGGCUGUUGUUAAUUGUUGUCUUCUUGUUCUUCCUCUCUUGAAUCUCGUCUAGUGUUUCGAUAGAAAUCCAUUCCUUAUGAUGAUGUUUGUUGCGACCCAGCAGCUCCUGACAUAUUGGAGUUAAUGCUUCAUUGAUCCCUUUUCCAAUUAUCCUCCAUUCUGCCAGUCAGUUCAUGCCUUCCCGUAUUAUCUUCAUACACGGUGUUGUUCAUUCCCAUCAGGAUGAUCAGGUCUUUUCCUAAGCACUUCUUCACGAUCGAUGACACCCUCUCAUAAAAUUGAUCUCCAUCAUCAUCUUCGCUAUUAUUGGUGGGUGCAUAACACUGGAUAAAAUUCAUUGUGCUUCCCUCCCUGUUUGCUUAGUAGGAUGCUUUGAUGAUCCUGGGUCGAUGGGAUUCUCAUCCUAUAAGUGUUUUACGCGCAUCUUUAAACAGCAUCGGAGAAGUUUCUUCUUCGUGACAAGAGUGCAGCAGCAUCUCUCCCGAAUCUAAUGCCCAGCUUGGGUGCAAUGUGUUUCACUUAUUCAGUGAACCGCCAAGUUGUAUCUCUUCAUUCCCGUUACUAUUUGACUGAACCACCCGUUGUUCCACAUUGCCUGUGCGUUCUGUGUACCUGUUGCUCUGUUUGCUAGGAGAGAUAUCCGCUCCGUGAAUUUCGAAAAAUCUCGGCUGUCAUCAUGAGGCGUCAUGAUUCUUCCUUCAACUCGGGGGUCAGAGUUUAAAUGGUUUAAAUUAUACAAAUAUGUACACAGUUUGUGAAAUUUUCUUAUUUCACACCACUUCAAUUCAGUAUCAGCCUGUUUAUAUGAGUGUUUUCCAUGUUACUAGAGUAUAAUAACUUACAACAUUUGUCUAUUAAUAUUAUAAGAUAUUUUAAUGAAUUAUAGAAACGGAUAGAAAUUCAUUGACCUUAACUAUUCUCUUUACCAGACAUCAUUCAUUUCACAGUCGCCAUAUUCAUCAAAGUAAUCAAGAAAUUCCAGUUCUUAAUAUGAAAUCAUUCAAUAAGAGAACUAGACAGUCAGGUGAUUCAUAACUCAUUAUAUAAAGCAUAAAACAUAACAAUCUGAAUUCACACAUCAUUGAUACUACUUAUUAAAAUCAUUGAUACAUGUCUGAUACUCUUCAUUUUAACUUCUUGUUAUGGUUGUGUUUUAUCAAACUUAUAUACUCGAACCACCAUUCAACAAUUGGGAUCAUAAAUGUUAAUGAAACUGAUCAAACAUUUUCACAAGUAAUCAUAAUCAUAAUUCAGAUCAAUAAUCUGUGUAAUUAGACAGAUCAUUAUUAUUACACAGAAUUAAUACGAUUCAAUCAAUCAUCUCCAGUCAUAUUUGAUCAUAUGAAUAAACCGAUUAAUUUAUCUAGACCAAGGGUAAUGUAUAAUCUAAUCAAUAUUUUUCAGCCAUUUAUGCCUCUAUUCCCAUUUAUAUAUUUUGGUGAACAAUUUCGUUUGGUUACAAUAUUUUCACAGGCGUUUUUUUAACUCGCUAAAAAUCGCUAACUGUCAAUACAAAUGUCAAGACAGUUCUACUGUACGGGGCGGAAACCUGGAGAACUACGAAAAUCAUCAUCCAGAACAUACAGGUGUUUAUUAACAGUUGUCUACACAAAAUACUUUGGAUACGUUGACCAGACACUAUCAGCAACAACCUACUAUUGAAGAGAACAAACCAUAUUCCAGUGGAGGAAGAAAUGAGGAAGAAGCUGUGGAAGUGGAUAGGACACACAUUGCCGAAUGUACCAAAAUGCGUCACAAGACAAGCCCUCACAUGGAAUGCUGAAGGCGAAAGUAGAGGAGGAAAACCAAAGAACACAUUACGCCGAGAAAUGGAGACAUAUACGAGAAGGAUGAAUAAGAAUUGGAUGGAAUUAGAAGAGAAGGUCGAGGACAGAGUGGGUUGGAGAAUGCUGUUCGUCGGCUUAUCCUCCAUUAAGAGUAACAGGCGUAAGUAAGUAAGUAAGUGUUCAGCUAUGCUGUAAACUACGAGACGAUCUAUUUCACAUAUACACAUUUUAUUAAUUGAAACACAUCAAAUUAUAUUCACAGUUGAAUGACAUCAGCGUCAAAUGUUUAAAGGUAACUUUUGUAAAACUAUUACUGGUUAAGAAUAAUUUUUAUCAACAUUUUAUCAAAUAAGGUGUUUUGGGCAUUGGACCUGGAACUGAGAAACCAGAUUCAGGAAAUAUAAUCCAUGCUUUUGAUGGAGAAGACGAAUACGUUGAAGUACAAAUGAAUUCUCAGCAGUGAAAUGGCUUCGUUUGAAUACUCAAUAUUCUAAUAAAUAUCAAAUCAAAGAUCAUGUUCAGAUUGUCUGUGUUAUUUAUUCUAAUGGAAAUAUAUCGAUUUAUUAUGAAAAGAUACCCAAUGAGAUUGAAACGAAUUCAUCUGUUAAGUUGAUCUAUGAACCACCUAAUGAAGAUGAUCAUUACAGGAAAAAAGAAAUACUUUCCACAUAUCUGGUGAAAUCUGGGAUGUUGGUUGAGUUUACUCCUAUUUCAAAUUGUAGUGAAUACAAAUUUUGUGAAGACUGUACUAAAGAUUAUACAUCUGGAAGAAAGUGCCAUUGGUGUCCGAAAUUCAACACGUGCAGACACCUUCGUGAUAUCGAUAUCCAAACCAUGCUUGGAAAAGAUUGUGCUAUCCAACAAAUAGGAAUUUGUUCAUAUUCAACUAACGGAAUGAUCGAACAUGUUCCAACAGAAGAAUCAACCGUUAAACAUAAUAUAGAAUCUACAAACCUUAUAACAUUGACUUCAAAUAAGACUACAAUGGAAUCAAUCACUACUGAAAAUAUAUCACCUACACAACUGUUAAUGAACACCGAUGAGUUAAGCAAAAUCAACGAAUCUUCCGUAAACGAUCAUCAAACCACUCUCCCACAGGUCACUAUAUAUCAAUCAUCUAGCAGACCGAUUCAAAUUACUACUCAUAUGAUCAUAAAAGUUACUGAAGACAAUCCAAUCACAUCCAAACAGCUUCUAUUCUCUCGUGAUAUAUUACAGAUAUAUUCAAUCACAUUUAUUAAUGAAGUCACUCGUCGUUUAUACAUUCGUCUUCUAAUGCCAUUCAUAAUCGUGACCAUUGUUCCAAGUAUUGUAUUUUUAGUUUGGCUAUUCAGAAAACGACACUAGAAUGAUAUAAAAAAAACUAAACUUUAUAUCAUAUAACUAAAGUGUCUCAACAUGCUGAAACUAAACAAAUUGACUAACUGAAGAAAUACAUAUGAAAUGCUCAUUUACGUUUCUUUCAUCUUUUUGUUUUACAACAUUCAAUUCACUAGUGAUUUCAUCAUUCACUUUAUGAUUUGUCAAUUGUCAAUAAUUGUAUGAGUUAAAUUUGGGACAGAGUUUGAAUGUUGCUUGGAAAAUAUGUACACUAAACAUUUCUAUAGACAGUUCAUUGAUACGUAUUUGAACAUUCAAAAAAUGGUCGAAUUGGAAUAUGACUUUCAUUACAAAUAUAAAUAUAUAUUGA